Messenger RNA from Arvicanthis niloticus (Nile rat), 4361 nucleotides. The record is from RefSeq and is a predicted model, not a curated record. NCBI's taxonomy places the organism in Eukaryota, Metazoa, Chordata, Mammalia, Rodentia, Muridae.
CCCGUGGCCUGCCUCCAGGAGCCAGGACUGCAGAGGGGCCCACCAUGGUAGUCCCAGGACCCCUGGCUCUCUCUCUGUUGCUGCCCAGCCUCACUCUCCUGGUGUCCCACCUCUCCAGUUCCCAGGACAUUGCCAGUGAGUCCAGCAGUGAGCAGCAGCUGUGUAACCGGAGGGAGCACCCCAUCGUGGCCUUUGAAGAUCUGAAGCCCUGGGUCUCUAACUUCACUUACCCUGGAGUCCGGGAUUUCUCCCAGCUUGCUCUUGAUCCCUCCAGGAACCAGCUCAUCGUGGGAGCCAGGAACUACCUCUUCAGACUCAGCCUUGCCAAUGUUUCCCUCCUUCAGGCUACAGAGUGGGCCUCCAGUGAGGACACGCGCCGCUCCUGCCAGAGCAAAGGGAAAACAGAGGAGGAGUGUCAGAACUAUGUACGAGUCUUGAUUGUUUCCGGCCGGAAGGUGUUCAUGUGCGGUACCAAUGCCUUUUCUCCAGUGUGCUCCAGCAGACAGGUGGGGAACCUCAGCCGGACUAUUGAGAAGAUCAAUGGUGUGGCCCGCUGCCCCUAUGACCCUCGCCACAACUCUACAGCCGUCAUCUCCUCCCAGGGGGAGCUCUAUGCAGCCACCGUCAUUGACUUCUCUGGUCGGGACCCUGCCAUCUACCGCAGCCUGGGUAGUGGGCCACCGCUUCGGACUGCCCAGUAUAACUCCAAAUGGCUCAAUGAGCCCAAUUUUGUGGCAGCCUUUGACAUCGGGCUGUUUGCGUAUUUCUUCCUUCGGGAGAAUGCAGUGGAGCACGAUUGUGGGCGCACUGUGUACUCUCGGGUGGCCCGGGUGUGCAAGAAUGAUGUAGGCGGUCGUUUCCUGCUGGAAGACACGUGGACCACAUUCAUGAAGGCCCGUCUCAACUGCUCCCGCCCAGGAGAGGUCCCCUUCUACUAUAACGAGCUGCAGAGUGCCUUCCAUCUGCCUGAGCAGGACCUUAUCUAUGGUGUCUUCACCACUAACGUAAACAGCAUCGCAGCCUCUGCUGUCUGCGCCUUCAACCUCAGUGCCAUCUCCAAGGCUUUCAACGGCCCCUUUCGUUACCAGGAAAACCCCAGGGCUACCUGGCUCCCGACCGCCAACCCCAUCCCCAACUUCCAGUGUGGCACCUUGCUGGAGACUGGCCCCAACGAGAACCUAACGGAACGCAGCCUGCAGGAUGCACAGCGGCUCUUCCUGAUGAGCGAAGCUGUGCAGCCGGUGUCACCAGAGCCCUGUGUCACCCAGGACAGUGUCCGCUUCUCACAUCUCGUGGUAGACCUUGUGCAAGCUAAGGACACGCUCUACCACGUACUCUACAUAGGCACGGAGUCAGGUACCAUCCUGAAAGCACUGUCCACGGCCAGCCGCAGCCUGCGUGGCUGCUACCUGGAGGAGCUGCAUGUGUUGCCCCCUGGGCGCCUUGAACCUCUGCGGAGCCUGCGCAUCCUGCACAGCGCGCGUGCGCUCUUCGUGGGCUUGAGCGACCGAGUGCUGCGGGUCCCGCUUGAGAGGUGCUCAGCCUACCGUAGCCAGGGGGCAUGCCUGGGAGCACGGGACCCGUACUGCGGCUGGGACGGGAAGCGGCAACUUUGCAGCACGCUUGAGGACAGCUCCAACAUGAGCCUGUGGAUCCAGAACAUCACAGCCUGUCCUGUACGAAAUGUGACACGGGAUGGGGGCUUCGGCCCAUGGUCACCAUGGAAACCGUGUGAGCACUUAGAUGGAGACAACUCGGGUUCUUGCCUGUGCCGGGCCAGAUCCUGUGACUCCCCAAGGCCUCGCUGUGGGGGCCUCGACUGCCUGGGGCCAUCCAUCCAUAUCGCCAAUUGCUCUAGGAAUGGGGCAUGGACCACAUGGUCAUCGUGGGCUCAGUGCAGCACGUCCUGUGGGAUCGGCUUCCAGGUCCGGCAGCGAAGCUGCAGCAACCCGGCGCCCCGCCACGGGGGCCGCAUCUGCGUGGGCAAGAGCCGGGAAGAGCGGUUCUGUAAUGAAAACACGCCUUGCCCGGUGCCCAUCUUCUGGGCUUCCUGGGGCUCCUGGAGCAAGUGCAGCAGCAACUGUGGAGGCGGCGUGCAGUCGCGCCAUCGUUCUUGCGAGAAUGGCAACACGUGCCCGGGUUGUGGCUUGGUGAGGGCGCAGGGCUGGGGCGCGGGGUGCGGUGCAGGGUGCGGGGAGACCUACAGGCCGAGGGGAGGAUCUGAAACCACUCUCAUCCCGAAGGAGUUCAAGACUUGCAACCCUGAGGCCUGCCCAGAAGUGCGACGCAACACACCCUGGACGCCCUGGCUGCCCGUGAACGUGACCCAGGGUGGCGCGCGCCAGGAGCAAAGAUUCCGCUUCACCUGCCGCGCGCCAUUGCCGGAUCCGCACGGUCUGCAGUUCGGCAAGAGGAGGACAGAGACCAGAACCUGCCCGGCCGACGGCUCCGGAGCCUGUGACACCGACGCCCUGGUGGAGGAUCUCCUGCGCAGCGGGAGCACGUCCCCGCACACUCUAAGUGGAGGCUGGGCCGCCUGGGGCCAGUGGUCAUCCUGCUCCCGGGACUGUGAGCUGGGCUUCCGUGUCCGCAAGAGAACCUGUACCAACCCGGAGCCCCGCAACGGAGGCUUGCCCUGCGUGGGAGACGCUGCGGAGUACCAAGACUGCAAUCCGCAGGCUUGCCCAGUUCGGGGUGCCUGGUCCUGCUGGACCGCGUGGUCCCAGUGCUCAGCAACCUGUGGUGGUGGCCACUAUCAACGCACCCGUUCCUGUACCAGCCCCGCACCGUCCCCAGGUGAGGACAUCUGCCUCGGCCUGCACACGGAGGAGGCACUAUGUGCUACACAGGCCUGCCCAGAAGGCUGGUCGCUGUGGUCUGAGUGGGGUGUCUGCACUGAGGAUGGGGCUCAGAGCCGGAGCCGGAGCUGUGAGGAGCUUGUCCCAGGGCCAGGUGCCUGUGUUGGCAACAGCAGCCAGAGCCGGCCCUGCCCCUACAGUGAGAUUCCUGUCAUCCUACCUGCUUCCAGUGUGGAGGAGACCACCAGCUGUGGAGGGUUCAGUCUCAUCCACCUGAUAGUCACUGGUGUGUCCUGCUUCCUGGGAUCUGGGCUCUUGACCUUGGCAGUGUACCUGUCUUGCCAGCACUGCCAACGCCAGUCUCAGGAGUCCACGCUUGUCCAUCCUGCCACGCCUAACCAUUUGCACUACAAAGGCGGGGGCACCCCCAAGAAUGAGAAGUACACCCCCAUGGAAUUCAAGACCCUGAACAAGAACAACUUAAUCCCUGAUGACAGAGCCAACUUCUACCCACUGCAGCAGACCAAUGUGUAUACAACCACCUACUACCCCAGCCCACUGAACAAGCCCAGCUUCCGGCCUGAGGCCUCACCUGGACAGCGCUGUUUCCCCAACAGCUGAUCCCACCCUCCUGGGACUCGGGCUCCUUGCCUUCUGGAGGCAGAGAACAGUGGAAUGGGACCGUAGAACCACUUUGGUUUUCCCUCUGCGCUGGGCCGAGAACUUGCUUCCUGGCCAGUGGGGGUCCUAUCCAGCUUCAGAAAGCUCUGGCUGUCAUUGACCAUGGGAGAGAGGGCUGGCUUCGGGCUGGCACAUGGCUGCAGACCCAGCUCAGCCCAGGCCUCAUGGUCUCUUGUGACCCACCAUCACUUUCCCCUGCCAUGUCUGAGCUGUGGACCUACUGGGUAUGUGAGGAACUUGGAGAGUAGAGAUGGCAGAGAGUGGGCUCUUAGGUUUGGGUUGGAAAUCACUUCCAAUGGCCACCACCAGCUAAGUCUGCCCCUUUUUUACUGAUCCCCCAAAAGUCCUGGGAUGCAUCCAGGUUACCAGUGAAAGGAAUUCAUCAAAUGUCCCAUCAAAUGUUUCGGAAGUUUCAGAACUCAGCCCAGGGUUGGAGCAUUCUGAUGCUGUUCUCUACGUGUCACAGGGGACCAGCGUUGGCCUAGGUUGGCCACCUCUGUCAGUCUGUAUCUUGACCAGAGGCAUCCUUCUGGUAAGAGGCAGGGAGGACUGAGGAGUGGAGGCUAGACUGUGCUGAGAGGCCCUUCACAGUUCUCUUGGCACAGGUCUUAGCCUUUCCUUCAGAAUGUUCGCAAGGUGGCCCAGAAGGAAGGAAGACUCUAGACCAUAGGAGGCAGAGUCUGGCCUCCAUGCUUGGAGCCUGCUGCUGCUGCUCUAGAUUCGUUGGCUGAGAAUUACUUGAGAGUCUCUGCUGGCCCCUCAUGUAUUCAGGAACACACACGCACACACACGCACACACACACACACACCAUCUGCUACAGUAACAAAAAGGAUGUUAAGCUGUGGCAUUAUUAAUUAAAGAUGAUAUCCAGUCUCCAAAUG